ACAGCUGCCGUUCACAGCCUGCAAAACAUCCGCAAAUACCUCCGCGAGUAAUGGAUGUUAUCACUCGCUAUAUCGGAUAAAGCGAAAAACUUUAGCGCUGCUUUUUUGUGGUAAACAUGAGUUCUCACAUUAUCACUCCUGGACCGUACCGAGCCACAAAACUGUGGAAUGAGGUGACUCGAUUGUUUCGGGCUGGCAUGCCCCUCAGGAAACACCGCCAGAAUUUCAGGCACUACUCUUCCUGUUUCACUGCCUCAGCUGCUGUUGAAUGGCUGCACCAGCUUCUCCGUAGCAACAGCAACUUUGGCCCUGAUGUCACCAGGCAACAAACAGUUCAGCUCCUGAAGAAAUUUCUGAAGAACCAUGUGAUUGAAGAUGUGAAGGGUCGCUGGGGAACAGAGGAUCUGGAGGACAACAACUUGCUGUACAGAUUUCCCUCCACUUCUCCUCUGAAGCCUAUUCCCUGUCCAGCUCCUACCUCUAGCGCCAUUAAGAAAAGACCUUCAUUCAGGGACAAAGAAGGAUUCUUUAAGUUUAGAAGCAUCAAGAAGCAUGAGAAGGAAUCCCUGGAAAAUGUAGAUCCUGCUCUUCAAGUACAGCAUGAGGGAGAAAACCAGCCACUAGAAGAGCAGCAGGCGCAGAGACGUGAGCUGACGGUGGAGGAUGAACAGGACAUCUGGAGAGACAUCACACUGACGCACCUUCAGAGAAUUCUUGGUGUUGCAUCUCUCUAUGAGGUUUUAGACCAGCGUUGUGUCAACCCACAGAACAUCAUCCAUAAUAUGACAAAAGUCAACAAGCAUGGAGUGGUCACACUGGAUGACAAGAGCAAUGACCUUCCACACUGGGUUUUGUCUGCCAUGAAGAGCCUGGCCAACUGGCCAAAGUAUGACAGCGCACAACCAUCUUACCCCGGCUUUGAAAGAGAUGUCUUCAAAACAGUGUCUGAUUACUUCUACAGCCUUCCGCAGCCAUUACUCACAUACGAACUAUACGAACUGUUUAUCAAUGUCCUGGUGUUUUGUGGGUACGUCGCAGCUCCCACUACGCAACAACGUGGGAAACGUAAGAAGUCAGAUCUUCCCUCAGUUCCUCCUCCAGCCAAGUCAUCAUUUCGUUCCACAGAGUGUCUCCUGCUGUCGUUGCUCAGACAGGGGACAUGUGAUGAGACAGAAUCACCCAUGACAGAUGUGCUUGGUGGGAAACUUCAGUCACGACUGGCAGCACUGAAAGGAGGCAGUGCAGGUGAUGGUCAGAUUGGAGGAAGCUGCAUGAGCCUCAAUACAGCUGUUUCAAUGAGGCCUCAAACCAGGAGCUGCUCACUGGAAAACAUCCUCGAUGACUCCACACCUCUCACUCGGCAACAGCUGUUUUUGUCCAGCGACAGCCUGGCAUCCUGUGCCUAUAGCAACAGGAGCCAGGACGACAGCCCUGCCAUCAUAACACCAUACAGCCAUUCAGGCUUUACAUCUGUGUCUCAAACAACUUCUGUUACGUGUGAAAAUGCUCCAGGAGCUGCAGUCAGACAUAGACAAUCUGUGUCUUCAAUAGCUGGACUCUCAGCUGCACAGAGGUUGCGUCCCUCGCGGCCGCGCAGUGUAGGCAGCUGUCUGGACAUUGUCAUAGAGACCAGAGAAGAAGAUGUUAAUGAGAUCCAAUGGCAGGGCCGAGCAACUAGCUGCCUCAAUGUCAACACUCCUGCAAGCCAGCAUCACUCUUCCUCAGCUUCACGCCCUCCCUCAUUGUCUUCACAUCAUCCCUCCUCCUCCUCCUGUCGUCUUUUUCCCUCCCCUUUUGUAUCUGCUGCAACCAAAGCACAAGAAUCUAAAGCUACUGCAGGACCCAGACCUGCUUCCAGUACCUCUAAUAUUUGGACACUCCCUGCACCUGCUGUUGUCCGGCGCUGCCUCAGCUCUGUGGAUGUGUCCAAGCCGCCGCGACCUGUUUCACUGUUCAAACCGCCUGUCUGUGUGCCCACCAGCAACUCCCAGCCCCCCAAACCUAAACCUGAGCACAGCGUUCUCCAGCCACAGUGUGAGCGCGUAGCCAUCGAGGCUCUGCAGCUUUGCACCCUUCUCCUCCCCCCCGCCUCGCGCAGGAAGUUGCAGCUCCUGAUGAGGAUGAUGUCACGCAUCAGCCAGAACGUGGACAUGCCUCGUCUGCACCCUGCCAUUGGCACCCGAACUCUGAUGGUUCACACCUUUUCAGGCUGUGUCCUGGGCAGUGCAGAGGAGUGUGAUUUGGAUGAGCUGUUGGCUACCAGACUGGUGUCAUUUCUAAUGGACCAUCAACAAAGCAUCCUGUCAGUCCCAGAGUACCUGCUCAGUGCUAUCAGUGACCACAUACAAUACCUGCGCACAGUACAGGUCCCAAUCGACUCUGUUGACGGUGGCGAUCCAGUUUGUGCUCCUAUGCCAAUUUAUGCAUUCUGCCAUCAAAUUAGCAGUGCUGAGUUUGAAGAGCAAAAGCUGGCAUCUUCUCAGAAAGCCAUGGAGGACUUGCUGGAGAUCCUGCUGACAGACCAAAAUAUAAGUGAGAAGGACAGACGCAAGAGACUGAAGCAGUUUCAGAAGCAGUAUCCAGAUAUCUACAGACGUCGAUUCCCCUCCUCAGACAAAGUGACUAAGACGGACAACAAACCAAAGAUUAAACCUCCCCUCCUCAACAUCAAGAAGACCAAAGCUUUCAGCAUCAGGAACUAAACCAUCGUAGAGGCCACAGUGUUGUUGCCGUGAUUGCUGCACUAUUACUGCACUGAUAUUGCACUCCGAGAGGAGAUUUGAAAAGCUCUUUUCCCUUUGCAGCCAUAAACAUUGUGUUACAUUGGAAAUGCUGUUAUUCUGGUGGUCCCAUUUAUGUGCUACUAUUGGAGUUAAUGCAGGUUGGAAGACUUCGACAACAGUUUAGUGUUUUUAUUCAUGUUGUAUAUGUAACUAUGUGUGUCGACAGCUAAGUAAGAUGAAGGCAGAUGGACAGACAGUAGAUCCGUAGAGCCAUUCACACCAUUCAGUGUGUUUAAAUGUAUGUGUUUUUAUGAAGCAGGGUUUUUUUUUUUUUUAAGUGUUUGUUAUUUUUUCUUCUUUUUUUGCUUGCCUGUUUCUCUAUAGGUAGCUGAUACUGAUCUGUGUGUGCGUAAGUGUGUAACUGAGCUUCAGAGGGCAUUUGGGAGUAAAAUAUGCAUUUCUGAGAUCACUUGUGAAUAUGGGAAGAAUUAGAUGAUAUAUUUCUUAACUUAUAUGAAUGAUGACAUUGGGAGAGUACUAGUUGUCUUUGCUUUAAGUGUUUCUUGUCAUGUGGAAAGUUUUUGUAUAGUUUUUAAGACAUUUUAUAUCCUAGAUACUUUCGUGUUAUUUGACAUGCUCUUUUAGAACUUUUGAAGUAUGGUCUUUAACCUUUUUUCUUUUUCUCAGUGUUUCUGCUUGUUCUUUUGCCCUUGAUGUUUUUCCUUCUGUUGCACUCAUUCGUGUGACAUGUUACUGUUGGUUUCAUAGGGAAUGUCUCUGAUUUUCAGGGGCUCAGCUUUUUCCAUUUACAACGCUGUUAUUUUUAAAUCGAGUUAGUCGUCUCCAGUUUCUUUUUUUGUGUCUCAUCCCUGCUUUGUAUAUUGAUUUAAGAAAUGUUUUGCACUGGGUUUGGGCAUUGUGGAUAACCAGCAAGCUUACGUCAAUCAUAACAAUGGUUAAUUUAUACUUAUUUAAUGCAUAUUACUCCCUUCAGAAGCUUUUCACCAGGCACCCGUCAUGUUUUGGGGUAAAGUGUUGCUACAGCUUAAAAUGUAAUGUUUUCUCAACUUGCCAGCUAAUGACUCAGUGGCAUUACUCUUUGAAAUGAAUAUGCAGUACUUGCUAACUGGCUAUAUAAAAACCUGAAUGUCCCAUGGCAUCCAUUAAUUUCAGUGCAGGAUGCUAUCAGGUAUUUGGUAAGCUGAAGUGAGUUACUAACCCAUAUCAUGUCGGGGUCUUAAGAAAUGUAACAAAGCUGACUCAAAAUGUGUAACUUUUCCGUUUUAUUUAUCUUAGGCUAUAUGAAGUAUUAGUUCAUCCCUGAUGUAUGUUUGUUUAUACCUCAGAACCAACGGUACGUGUAUAUGUGUAACCAUAUAUGCAUUCAUCUACAGUGCUUCUGGCAAAGACUUCUCCAGUGGAUUCUAUGUACCUACAACUCCUCUACAUUGUUUACUAUGCAACAUUCUGAGAAAUAAACCAUUUCAGUUUUUCUCUG
Stegastes partitus (bicolor damselfish) is the source of this 4221-nucleotide messenger RNA. RefSeq names its product DEP domain containing 1a (gene depdc1). Gene Ontology annotation, biological process: intracellular signal transduction. The coding region runs from base 117 to 2702 and encodes 861 amino acids. NCBI's taxonomy places the organism in Eukaryota, Metazoa, Chordata, Actinopteri, Pomacentridae. The transcript has 12 exons. The record is from RefSeq and is a predicted model, not a curated record.